Molecule: messenger RNA, 1581 nt
Organism: Cynocephalus volans (Philippine flying lemur)
Lineage: Eukaryota; Metazoa; Chordata; Mammalia; Dermoptera; Cynocephalidae
Gene: NCF2
Product: neutrophil cytosolic factor 2
Exons: 15
Coding region: 1-1581 (526 amino acids)
Biological process (GO): superoxide anion generation; respiratory burst; phagocytosis
Cellular component (GO): NADPH oxidase complex
Molecular function (GO): protein binding; superoxide-generating NADPH oxidase activator activity
Source: RefSeq, a predicted model, not a curated record
AUGUCCCUGGCCGAGGCCAUCAGACUCUGGAAUGAAGGGGUGCUGGCAGCCGACAAGAAGGACUGGAAGGGAGCCCUGGAUGCCUUCAGUGCAGUCCAGGACCCCCACUCCCGGAUUUGCUUCAACAUGGGCUGCAUGCACACGAUCCUGGAAAACAUGCCUGAGGCAGAGAAGGCCUUUACUAAAAGCAUUAACCAAGACAAGCACUUGGCGGUGGCUUACUUCCAACGAGGGAUGCUCUGCUACCAGAUGGAGAACUAUGAUUCAGCUAUUAAAGAUCUUAAAUGUGCUUUGACUCAGCUUCGAGGGAACCAGCUGAUAGACUACAAGAUCCUGGGGCUACAGUUCAAGCUGUUUGCCUGUGAGGUGUUAUAUAAUAUUGCUUUAAUGUACGCCAGAAAAGGGGAAUGGAAAAAGGCUGAAGAGCAGUUAGCAUUGGCUACGAGAAUGAAGUCUGAGCCCAGACAUUCCAAAAUCGACAAAGCCACAGAGUGUGUCUGGAAGCAGAAGCUGUACGAGCCAGUGGUGAUCCCUGUGGGCAGGCUGUUUCGACCGAAUGAGAGACAAGUGGCUCAGCUGACCAAAAAGGAUUACCUUGGCAAGGCUACGGUCGUGGCGUCUGUGGUAGAUCAAGACAGUUUCUCUGGGUUUGCCCCUCUGCAACCACAGGCAGCUGAGCCUCCACCCAGACCCAAAACACCAGAGAUCUUCAGGGCUCUGGAAGGGGAGGCUCACCGUGUGCUGUUUGGGUUUGUGCCUGAGACACAAGAGGAGCUCCAAGUCAUGCCAGGGAACAUUGUCUUUGUCUUGAAGAAGGGCAUGGAUAACUGGGCCACAGUCAUGUUCAACGGGCAGAAGGGGCUUGUUCCCUGCAACUACCUUGAACCAGUUGAGCUGCGGAUCCAUCCUCAGCAGCAGCCCCAGGAGGAAACCUCCCUGGAGUCUUACAUCCCAGCUCCUCCCAGUUCCAAUGCCCCUGGAAGACCCCAGUUGUCACCAGGUCAGAAACAAAAAGAAGAGCCCAAGGAAGUAAAGCUCAGGGUCCCCAUGCCCUACACACUCAAGGUGCACUACAAGUACACGGUGGUCAUGGAGACUGAGCCCGGGCUCCCCUACAGCCAGGUCCGGGACAUGGUGUCUAAGAAACUGGAGCUUCUGCUGGAACACACUAAGCUGAGCUAUCGGCUUCAGGACAGCAAUGAGCUGGUGCCCCUUUCAGAAGAUAGCAUGAAGGAUGCCUGGGGCCAAGUGAAAAACUACUGCCUGACUCUGUGGUGUGAGAACACUGUGGGUGACCAAGGCUUCCCAGAUGAACCCAGGGAAAGUGAAAAAUCUGAUGCUAAUCACCAGACAGCAGAACCUCAGCUUAAAGAAGGAAGCCAAGUGGUAGCACUCUUCAGUUAUGAGGCUACCCAACCAGAGGACCUGGAGUUUCUGGAAGGGGAUGUAAUUCUGGUGCUAUCAAAGGUGAAUGAAGAAUGGUUGGAAGGGGAGUGCAAAGGGAAGGUUGGCAUUUUCCCCAAAGCUUUUGUUGAAGAAUGUGCAACUAUGGAUUUGGAAAACACUCCUAGAAGAGUCUAG